AUGGACGACGUCGAGGUAUACAUCUCGGAGACAUCUGACAAGUCCACAGAACAUGGCAUCCUCAUUAUUACGGAUGUGAUCGGUCACCGCUUCAAGAACGUCCAGUUGGUCGCAGACACUUUUGCCAAGAAUGGUUACUUCGUAUAUAUGCCCGACCUCUUUAACGGCAACCCUAUACCAUUGAAUCGGCCAGAUGACUUCGACUUUCCAAAGUGGUUGUCUAAUUACGGAACUGGUGUCGAAGACCCAAUCAUGGAGAAAAGCAUCAAGACAAUGAGGGAGAAAUAUGGUGUCAAGCGAGUUGGUGCUGUCGGCUAUUGCUUCGGUGGAAAAUACGUUGUUCGUUUCUUGAAACCAGGUCAGAUUGACGUCGGGUAUUCUGCACAUCCUUCUUUCGUUCAGGAGGAUGAGUUGAAGGGUAUCAAAGGACCAUUUGCCAUCUCGGCAGCGGAAACCGACCAUAUCUUUCCAACGGAGAAGCGACACCGAUCAGAGGAGAUUCUGAAGGAAGUGGGCCAACCAUAUCAGAUAAACCUCUACUCGGGGGUCGAACACGGAUUUGCUGUUCGUGGCGAUCCGGAGAAACGUGAGGUUCAGUAUGCGAAAGAGUCGGCUUUUUUGCAGGCACUACAAUGGUUUGAGGAGCACCUCAAUAUUCAACGACGCCUCUCCCUCAUUCUCUUGAUUGACUACUCAUACACCCUCUACACAUCUGUCAAACCACAUCUGAUGCGUCUACCUUCUUUCCCCAACAUAAUCAGAACACUCUACGCCUUCUCAAACACAACACUCCGAUCCCAACCCAUCGUCAAAUCCCUCGGCCAACCCCUCCAGCGCGCCACCAUCCGGUCUAUGCCAACCAUCCCGUUCCUAGGCUCACUCUUCAGUUCAUCAACCUCAUCAUCUCAAAAGAUGUCUUACCCAGACGAACGUACUCCAGGCGACUGGCAAGCCGUCCUCAAUAAGGAGCAAUUCCGUGUCCUACGGGAGAAGGGCACUGAGGCCCCGUUCAGCGGCGAAUAUGAUAAGCACCAUCCUAGCCAAGGUGUCUAUACUUGUGCUGGCUGCCAGGCGCCACUGUACAAGGCCGAGCAUAAGUUCAAGAGUGGAUGUGGCUGGCCAGCAUACUUCGAUGCCAUUCCAGGUGCGGUGACAAGGCACACGGACAGUUCGUUCGGCAUGGCGAGGACAGAGAUUGUGUGCAGCAAUUGUGGAGGACAUUUAGGACAUGUGUUCAAGGGAGAAGGGUACAAUACACCGACGGAUGAGAGACAUUGCGUGAACAGUGUUUCGCUCAAGUUUAACAAGGAUGAUCCAGUGACGGGAAAUGGACAGGCGAAGUAA
Messenger RNA from Lithohypha guttulata, 1344 nucleotides. RefSeq lists its product as uncharacterized. Gene Ontology annotation, molecular function: peptide-methionine (R)-S-oxide reductase activity; hydrolase activity. The record is from RefSeq and is a predicted model, not a curated record. The coding region runs from base 1 to 1344 and encodes 447 amino acids. Lineage: Eukaryota; Fungi; Ascomycota; Eurotiomycetes; Chaetothyriales; Trichomeriaceae. Gene Ontology annotation, biological process: protein repair; response to oxidative stress. The transcript is spliced from 5 exons.